AGGCCCGUUUUAUAUGCAUCAUGGAUAAAAAACGUGACCUCUAACAGUCUUAAACCAAGCUUUAGAGUGCAAUUUAUUUAUCCUGCUGAAGGCAAUGAACCCGUGUCAAAUACGAAACAUACACGCUUGUUCAAUAACUGUUGACGGAACAUGGUGUUAUGAUAAGCACAUACAAUGGGGCUACAUGUAUCAUAUUGAAACUGAUGGUAUAUUUGAGUUGGAAAAUUGGCAAUCAAGCAUAAAAUGAUCAAUUGAAAAUCAUGAAGAUCGAAUAACUCCAGCAAUAUUGUUUGUUAAAAUGGACUCAUUGCCCAUGGCAAUUCAUUGCGAAUAUUCUGAUGAGAGACAAUGUUUGUGCUAAUAGUCUGACUUCCUAUAAUUUGCAGCAGAAACAAAUAGGCUUUAGGAACCACGCAUCAGUAACCGGUAUGCUUACUUGAAGGUGUUCCAAGCUGAAGUAUUGAAACCAAACAUCCUUGUCGAGUUUCAAUGGAAAGACCCGCUCAUGCUUCAGUGAGCACGAAGAUCCAUUGUUCUGCAUGCUGUUUUCAUUAAGUACAUUCUUAAUUGUGAUUAUAGAUAUUUAUGCUUCUUUUUUCUAUUACCGCUUCAGUCGUCGUUUUCUCCAAGAAAGAUGACCUGGAGAUGCAAAGGCCUUGUUGGUGGCCUUGCACUCGUUGUCAUUUUUCUGCAACCAGCUAACUUGCAGCCUAUAACUGCAUUUCUGGACAUUUUGCCACAGAUGUUAGUGACUUUCAAAGGUCAACCCAUCUCGUUCUACAGUUUUGAUAAACCGUCAUUUAAAGGUCAUCCAUUGAUACAAGUUCCCCAACUCUAUUCACAUUUGAAUGCAACCGAGCGAAAAAGAGCUGCUCUCUAUCUUUAUUACAUCGUAGCUGGAUUUUGUUUGAAGGAAAUGAUAAUACCAUGCAUUCCAGACGAUGCUUUGGACCUUGCCGACAGAGUUUUAACAGGCGAUAAAGACUGCUCGUUUACAUGCGGAAAAAAGAAAACCAAAUCUGGAUUUCCAAAGCUCCCACCCACUCUUGGAAAACUUGCAGUAACUAUUGCUUGUAAGUGGUAUCCACUUCUGGAUUCACCAGACCAAGUCAUUUCCUUAACGAAGCUGGGGCAGUCAUUGACUCCAGACCCAGCCGAAGCUGGCGAGGAGUUAAAGUACUUUACACUGUUCCAAAUGGACCUUAUUGUCAGACAUGCUAUCCAUUUAGCGGUGGUCGGAAUUCAGAAUAUGACAGACUCAGAAAUUAAAUCAACAUUCAAAUCAGAUGCAUACAAGGUAAUGGGACAGUUGGAUGGGUUGCGUAAAAAGAAAGAGAAAGGCGGGGCUAGCUGAAUUGAUCAGGGCAUUCGUAUUUAGUUGUCAGUUGUAACAGCUUCACACCCUUUUGCAGUAAGAAAGAAGCAAAACUGACUGCUUGAGGGAUUUCAAAAAGACUGCUAAGCAUGACCACAUAGGCAAAUUAGCGGAUGGGAAGAACUAUGUUUGGAGGACAAUAGGUAGUCAAAGCUACUUUUUUCCGACACUCUUUGGAGUAUCAGAGACGGCGGCGAGAAAUUGGACUUUGGGGGAAAUUGAACUAAAUAACAAUAAAAAUAUUUAAAAAGACGGUCAAAAAUCUUAUCUUUCAAAAGGUGAAGGGGUUCAGCCCCCCAGUGGCACCUGCCUGCGCAUAACAUCGGAUAAUGACCAAGAGUAAGCUGAAAUUUUAUAUCCAGUUGUGGAUCGAAAGUAACAUGAGAGGAAGAAAAAUGCGUUUGAUUUGUUAUCCACUCAAUUCGCAUAACCUUUGUGCAAGCAAGAACAAUGGAGCGGAAUUAUCAAGAACAUCGAAGCAUUAGGUAGCUGGACAUCACGUAACUAAGUUGAAUAUAAAAUUAGUGGUAUAACUCCAAAAAGAUUCCUCCUUUCGGAAAUUCUUCGUUCCCCGAAUUCCCGUUCCCCUGUUCCUUCUUUGCGAUUUUGCGACUCAUGAAAAUACAAACCACAGUGAAUUUCUCAAGACAACUGCCGCUAAGCAAAGCAUGCCAGUUGCGCAAUACCUCUAUUGAUCUUUUGAAUUACCUCUAGCACUCACCACACUACUGCAUUCUCUUGUCAGUCGAUGAACUGUUGCAGUUUGUAGGAAGCACAGCGUUGAUAUGGCACAGUCAUUUUCUUUAAAGUUAAUUGACAUUUCUGGUGUGAAUGAAGAUCCGUUUAAGCUCAAGGAAGUUGCAUCAUUGAUCAAGCAAGAAUGCAUGACUACCGGGUUUUUCUUACUCAAAAUGCCAGAUGGUAUCAAGCAGUUUAUACCAUCAGUGAUCGAGGCAGCAAAACAGUUUUUCAAGUUGCCAUCAAACGAAAAGCAGAAGUUAAUCAAUUCAGUUUUGACGCAGAUGAAAGUAAACGGUCAGAGCAUUCCUGGAACUGGCAGUGGCUACAGAGGGGUGUCUGAAGACGCAAAUUUCAAAUCAGAUACACGAGAGAGUUAUAAUAUGGGUCCAGAUAUAACAAUAAGUGCAGUUACUUCGAAAGGGUAUUCAGGUAGUGGAAUGACCCCAUGGCCCGAGGAAGGUCUGCUUCCUGGUUGGAAGAAAAUCAUGCAGGAUUACACCAAUGAAGUUCUCAGCACAGUUGUUCCAUCAUUAAGAAAAGUAUUCGCCGUAUCACUAGGACUAGACGAAAAUUAUUUUGAACAGCCUGGGUAUUUUGACAUGCCAACGUGGUUAUUAGGCCUCACUUAUUACUUUCCAGAGAGAUCAGACGCAUCGUUGGAAAUCUAUGGCAUUAGGCCACAUUGUGACUCAGGAAUGUUUACCCUUUUGAUUGGUGACGGAAAGCCUGGUCUUCAGGUCUGUUUGGACAAGUCAGUGGAUGUAGGCAAAAGAGUGUGGCUCGAUGUUCAAAUUCCACCACAGGGUUACUUUGUCGUUAACAUUGGUCAGGUCCUUGAACGCUGGAGUGGUGGCUCAUACAAAGCAACGAUGCACAGGGUGAUGCUUGACGGAACGACAGACAGACUUUCUAUUCCAUUCUUUUAUGAUCCGAAUAUAGACCUCAAAAUCAUUCCCCUUGUUGCGUCCGACGCUGGUAAAGUCACGAAUUAUAAGCCAGAGUCACUAGGGCAAAUUAUGUUAGACCGGCUAGAGAAGCACAGCGAGGACUUUGAAUAGUUAGUCGAGCACAUAGAAAGCAAAAGCUUCCUUUUAUUGAAAGAGCUAGAUUAAAAGCUGUUUACUGCCUAAAUACAUGUUAUGUAACACUAUAAAAUACCUUCAAAGGUGUCUAUUGAGGAUGACAAAACUAAUGCAAGAGACAAGUAGAACGUAAGCAUAGGCCUCUCCAUGCAUUAUAUUGAUCGUGACGCCAUAUCUCAAAGAGUUUCUUGGAUUAGUUCCACGAAGCAAUUCGAUGGGCUAAAGACUUAAAAAUCGGUUUAUUAGAAUAAUUAUAAAUUGAUUUAGGUUUUUUCAAUUCUUGGGUGCAGAAAUUCUUACGGAGGAAAUUAUUCAGGUGCCAGAGCCUCGAAAUACAAGAUCUAUUAACGAAAAGGUAUGCCUCUUUCAAAUCGGAUUAGGUUCUGGUACUUUUUUAACAGGAGAACAAUAACUCUGUUUUUUCAUUGUAAACGCAAUUCUUUUUCUUGUGUUUCAUAAAAAAAUGUCUUAGCAAUGAGUUCCAAAAAGCUUUCUAUGUGGGUUACCAUCUUGCUUGUCUUGAUGUUAUCUGUUACACGCAUUUGGCUCAAUACUGAAAUUCCUGAACCGACGGCCAAAUUUAAGGACUUAAAAAUUCUUAGUUAUUCUUUAAUUUUUUGCAUUUUUUAAUAAAACUGAAAGCGAAUGGUGGAGAAACCUUGCUCGCAUAAAAAUGCUUUUAGUGCAUAGCCACGCCCCUAAAAUAAGCUUGAAGUAUUUUUAGGCCCUGAGCACAGAGCUCCUGAAGCAAAGUGGUAAAUACGGUACUGCUGGUACACUUGGGGUGGGGGGGGGGGCAGUGCCCAGGAAAGCUAAUGGCGACACUAGUUGCCGCUGAGUGGGAAUGGGUAAUAAGCGCAGUCCUUGGGAAAGUGUUAGACCACGCCCUUUCUUUGUCGCGGAAACCCAAAUUUUAUUUCAUUAUAACAAAUGCUUAUGGACUUAGUAGAGAUGCAUUAUUAUUAAUCCAAGACUACAAGGGCGAUUUCAACGGGUAAAAAUUAAUGUUAUUUUUAGCGAAUAAAAAGAAAUAAAAACGGGUGUUCCCCAAGGUUCUGUCCUUGGUCCCCUUUUUUCAACAAUUUUUUUAAUGGCAUAUUCAUAAACCUAGAUCAAAACAAACUAUGCAACUAUGCUAAUGAUAAUACCAUUUGGAUUGAAGGUACUGAUAAGGAGGACAUACCAGCUAAACUAGAACACAAAAUUAAUAUCAUAAACCAAUGGUUUAUAGACAAUGCUAUGCAGCUCAAUGGAGACAAAUGCAAACUUAUGAUGAUUUCAGCAAAUCCGAACAAUGUUGAAAAAUGAAGCUUUUAUGUAAACAGCCAAAUAGUUAAAGAGGAAGACAAAGUGAAAUUUAUAGGUGUAACAAUAUAGCAGGAAAAAUAUUAAUGCACUUGCAAGAAUAGCGCCUUAUUUAAACGAAGAUAAAAGAGAACUUUUGAUGAAAACAUUUGUUUUGACAUUUUUCAAUUACUGUUCCUUGGUAUGGAUGUAUUGUAUUACGAAAAACAAUAAACUUAUUAACAACAUUCAUGAAGAAGCAUUGCGAAUAGCCUAUAGCGAUUUUUCAUCUAGUUUUGAACAACUACUGCUCAGAGAAAAACACGGUUACAAUCCAUACAAGGAAUUUAAAGCAACUUGCAACAGAAAUUUACAAAACUAUUCAUCACGAAAACCCAAGUUUCAUGGAAGAUACUUUUAGCAUAACUGAAUCACCCUAUAACCUCAGGAGGGGCUGAUUUUCGCUAGAAGUAUGGAACUCGAUUCCCACAGAAAUGACCUCAAGCUCCAAAAUAAAAACCUUUAAAGCAAGUAUCAAAAUUAUGCUUGCGAUUUCUUGUUCAUGACGCAUUUGUAAGCCAUCUAUAAGACAAGUGGGCUAUAUAAAAUGAUAGGGAACUUACUUUAAAUUGAUGUAUCUUAUUAGUUAUUCGUCUAUUUUUGUUGCGUUGUUAGAUUCGGUUAUUGGUAAUAUAUUUAGUUGGUUUUAAUUAGCUUUAGUAUAGGUAGUAGUGAACGUUUACCAACUCAAAAUAAAGUGAAGAAAAAAACUCGAAAACUCGAAAACUCGGAAGAAAGAGUAAAGCAUAAGAGGCCAUGUAUAACUUGGUUAAGACCUUAUAUGUCGAGCAAAUUCAUAAGUCUUUAUUUAAUAAUUAUUUAAUUACGACAUCCAUUCAGUAUCAAUUAUAAAAAUUCUAAUUACAAAUUAAAGUUAAUAUUUUGACGUCAUCGUGUAACAAAUAAAGUGCAUUAAUAAAUACAGUUGAUAAUUUGAAUAAACGGAUUUAAAAACCAGUAAUGUUCCCUCCUUGGAUUCCUGCGGAAAUAUUUUUCUUCAGCUUAGGAAAUGACAUUUUAACCCAUUCUUAAACAGGGUUAUUGUAUUUGACUCUUUUAUGUGUUUUGGGAUAGAAUUCCAGGUUUUUAGACCAGUGUAAUUAUAAAUUUUUCUACUGAAGCAUAAAUUUAGCCUUGGGAUUUGGAGAUCAAUCUUGUUUAAUGUUUCCUGUACCAUACUUGCUUAUCGUGGAUCUUUCAGCAAAUUUAUCGUGCAGACUCUCAGGACAUAUCUUGUUAAUUAUUUUAAAGAUCUGAACCGACCGUCAAAUUGAAACAUCUGAUCGAUGUUAAAUGUUGGUCGAAUCAAAGAGUCCUUUGUUCUAGAUGCUUCAAUAAUGUCAAAGGGCUGAUAUUUAGCGUUCGACCUUCAAAGCAAAAUCAUAUUUUAUGUAAGCUUCUUUCAUCUUCCAGUAUAACAACGAGAUAAAAGUAAUUUGUAUAAUAAGCAGGCUUUUACUCUUACAAAAAUUAAUUCAACCAAAAAACAUGUUUUUUCAUUGCAUUUGAAUGUAAAUAUAACAUUCGGCUAAAAUGUUUCACUUCAAAGCCGUUUUUCAUGGAUACUUUAUUAUGACUUCAACAAUGUUUUGAAACUCGCCCUCAUCCUUCUUUAGGAUGUAAAACCGAUAUUUUGACUACCGAAGAUAGAAUUUCCUAUCAAUAUGGGUAAAUAUUUUUAAUUCGUUCUCUUGAAGCUUUUCCUGUGCGCCGGUGUUGUUUUCACUCUUUGAUUAGCUUCUAUUAAAGGUUUGUUACAACUCUUUUGCCAAGAUUCUUCCGAUGUAAGUUCUGAUGUUUCUAAAUGCA
Messenger RNA from Rhopilema esculentum, 6351 nucleotides. RefSeq lists its product as uncharacterized. The record is from RefSeq and is a predicted model, not a curated record. Lineage: Eukaryota; Metazoa; Cnidaria; Scyphozoa; Rhizostomeae; Rhizostomatidae.